This is a messenger RNA of Marchantia polymorpha subsp. ruderalis, 2631 nucleotides long. Lineage: Eukaryota; Viridiplantae; Streptophyta; Marchantiopsida; Marchantiales; Marchantiaceae. The record is from the annotation of a GenBank genome assembly.
GAGGAGGUGUAUUUAUGAGACGAGGCGCCCCUGAAUCGCAAAGCAUGAAUCUCGAGCAGUGCUGCUGCUGUGCAGGGAGAGACAUUCACAGACGAGAGCAAAAGCUGAGCCUCUUGGCGGUGCAGUCCUUCCCUCGCGUAGACCGAGAAACGUGACCAACACUUGCAGGUCUGGUGCCGGACUCGAGAGCCUUCGUCAAAGGCUCGUAUCCCUUUCCCUCUCUGCUCUCUCUGCAACAUCGGUCCAUCAUCGUCGUCGAUUCUCGCGCUCGGUCCCUCGCUGUUGGCCGUCCUGUGACUCUGUUGGAUUCACUACGCGUGUCGUGUUGGAUUCACCACGAGAGCUGUUAGAAGUCCUUACCCCGUCUGUGAUCUUUGACUCGGAGUUUUGCUGGCGGUGGCUGAGGGUUCGCUCUGAUUUUUUCCUUCUCUCGUAGCUCCACCGUCGCGAGGUGCUGGGUAUUUGUAGUCUUUGGUCUCAAGUCCAGUAUCCAUCUGCAAUGCUCUCACGGGCUCUGUGAACGAUUUAUCGAACUCUGGAGGGGCAUGUUGGUUGAGGACCUCUUGCUUCGAGCAAAUUGCCGCUGGUUGGGAGAUCCUCGAUCUAAUUCUUGCGCUUUACAGGCGUUGCGCUUUCCCUGCUAGAAAGUUCCUCCAUCAUCGCGUUUCAGGCACUAGAUUUCAGUAGCGAUUCUCAUGGCGCAAGGGAACAGUAUGGACACGGUGAGCGAGGAAGUGCUCGAGCUCAUAGUGGCCAAGCUACCGGCGGUGAGUGUUCUUGCAGCGGCCCAGGUGUGUAAGAAUUGGUUCAACGUCGUCAGAUCUCGACGAUUCGCCAAAUUCUACGAUCAACAGGCAUGCCGGAAGUCCUGGUUUUUUCAAUGUUGUGUGAAUUAUCUCAUCCCCGAGAAAAAUCAGGGAUAUGGGUACGAUCCAGAGUCCAAGCAAUGGCAUAAGUUGAGCUCACAAUGCUUCCCGAACGAGCAGGACAAACUUGCCAUGGCAAGCAGUCCGGACGGGCUGCUGUACUCGAUUUUCACUCUGUCAGAUCUCACCUACAAGCGCGAGUUUCUGUCCAAACAAUGGUCCGAGGCCCCUCCCAUGAAGUACUCGCGGAAUGCACCGCUUUUCGGAGUGGUCGAUUCCCCGGACGGCGAGUCUCAUAAGCUCCUCGUGGCGGGCGGAGUUUCCUUCUUCGAGGACGAUGAUCUGGCGCUAGAAAUUUACGACUCUGCCUCCAGGUCGUGGGAGGUCUGCGAGAGCCUGCCGCGAGAAUUCCGCAACAACAGCUCGCGGCACUGGAUGACAUCGGCCGUGGUGGACGGAAGGUUCUUCGUGGCCGAGGUGUACACGGGUCUCAUUGCGUCUUUCGAUUUACAAACCAUGCGCUGGAGUGCGGUGGGCACCUUGAGGCCUGCGGGAGUCGUGCACUCGCACCUUCUGGCCAUCCGAGGCAACCUGUACCUCGGCGGCUCUUGCUACUUCGAAGACAAGCACAGCUUCAAAAUCUGGAAAGUAAAUGUCACAGCCCAGGAAUGCGGCGUGGAAGUUGCCUCCAUGCCUUCCGCAUUGUGCAGGAUCUUCGGCCCCAGCGACGACGGGGGCCCCGAGAGGAAAGGCGAGGGAAUUCGAUGCGUCGCCUCCGGAGAUCUCAUCUACAUUUUCUCACGCGAGCAGUACCGAGACAAUCAGGUCGUCGUCUGCGACCUGUCAUCUCCAGGUGCCGAUCAAUGGAGCCUCCUCCCUCCCCUGCCGGCUACCGGCUCAUUCAAUAACGUGAUCGGCUUCAGUUCUCCGGUGAAAAUUGGUUCUCUGUUCUGAUUUAGAACCUCGAGAAACUUUUUCUUUACCCGCCGCAUGAGCAGCCAGCACAGGUGGGAUUGUUCGAUCGGGGCCCUCAAUUCAGAAAAAUCCCGUCCUUGAGUGUGACAGCUUCCACCGUCCCCAGGAGACAUACUGAAAUUAAAAGGCUGGACGAGUUGGAGGCAUGUUCGCCAUCACACAUCGGGAAUAAAGACUGCGCUACCCUUUUCGCCAGGGUGUAUCUCGCAUCGCUGGACUGCGUAGAGGUUGGAUCUUGGCGGUGUCUUGCAUUGUGCCCAUUAAAGCCACAUCCGUGGCGCUUUAUAAUGUUCGUAGACGAGGACCGAUCAAAUGUAGAUAGGUAUAAUUUUUAUUCGCCACUUUGAUGUGGAGGUUGAUUGGGAAUUCAAGUACUCGAGCUUUUGUUCUUGUUGAUGGUGUUCUGAAAGCCCAGCAUAUGUUCUGAUGCUACUGUAGAGUACUACAACGAUGGAUGCCGUGGGGGAGCAGUCUAGAGGACUAUUUAGCCUCGGGGAAUUUAGGUCCUCUGUUGUGUAGAUACGUACGGGAUUCUGCUCGUUGAGGUGCGCAAUGCCGUUUUCUCUUGUAUAUCUGGACGAGUAGAACUAGUGAAUUACAGAGGUCCGAGUCUAUAGUACUCCUGCGGACUAUUUUAGAGUUUGUUAAUAUAGGAUACCUACGGAUCUGAGCUCCAGGCCGGACAGGCGCAUGUUGUACAAAGAAUCGAAAUGGAUAGAAUCUCUUAUUAUUUGACCCAUUUAAUAUAACUUUCUGUGCACCGUUCUCUCGAGUCACAUCACUAUCUUUC